This is a messenger RNA of Suillus subalutaceus, 1587 nucleotides long. RefSeq lists its product as uncharacterized. The coding region runs from base 1 to 1587 and encodes 528 amino acids. Gene Ontology annotation, biological process: translational initiation. The record is from RefSeq and is a predicted model, not a curated record. Gene Ontology annotation, cellular component: cytosol. Gene Ontology annotation, molecular function: protein-folding chaperone binding. The transcript is spliced from 5 exons. Lineage: Eukaryota; Fungi; Basidiomycota; Agaricomycetes; Boletales; Suillaceae.
AUGCCCGUAGCUUCUCGCCGACCAGAAUAUUAUAAUGCGCUUGGUCUCGUCGUUGAUGCCACAGACGAAGAUAUCAGAACUGCAUACAAGAAGCUGGCCCUUCAAUGGCACCCUGACCGUCAUCAGAUCGGGAAAGAACACGCAGCGCAAAUGUUUGUUGAAGUCAAUACUGCCUACCACUCCUUGAUGAAUGGCACAGAAAGCAUGGAUCCUUCCUGUGGAGACAGCGUCUCACCAUUAUUUACACCCACUGAGAGUGGUACAGCCCAAAGCUGUUCCGCGGAGCCACGACCACGAGCCAAUGCACAGUCGCCCCGUCAUACAAAGUCGUCAGGCUCACAGAAGAGUGAGCAGACACCCAAUCCGUUCUUCUCCACUUCCGUUCCUGGCUCUGACGCCGAAAAGAAUUAUCAGCCUUGUUCGCCAGACGACAAAACUACUCAUUAUGCCUCACAUGACCAUCACUCCAAUCUAAAGCACCACUCUCAUAAGCCUUGUAGCACAGGCAGCAAUGGCUCUCGUUCCCGCUCUCGAACGAAAUCAUUCGAUAGCUUAUAUGAUUUACCACGACCAUUUGCACCUAAUCAAGCGCCGUCCUCUGUCACGAGCGCUAGCCGCUCUCACAGUAGUCGCACGACCAUUCCCCACUCAAAGUCACAUGACAAUUUGCGUGAUCUUUCACACAAUUCUCACGAGCCACGAUCAGGACAAGCGCCUGCCCCGGUCUCACGCGACCCGAAGUCGAACCGGUCUAAAAACAACCAAAGGGCUGGAUCUACCUCUAUAUAUUCCAAAGGUCGCACACACGGUUCGAUCGAUGCGAAACUGUUGCGAAGUCAAACAGGCAAUUUCUCACAGCCCGUGAUUCCACCGACGUCAUCCAAGCUACAUAAACCACCUCGGCGCGGACUGGGAGAGGAGCUGCUCCAAAAGCUUUCCAGGGGGUCAUCGAAGUGCAAAAAAGAAGAGGGUUCAACACACUUAGCCAACGCUCCCACGUAUGGUUCCCCGUUACGAGCUCUUGGUACGCCUCGAGGCACAUCCAAGGAGUGGCUGUUUCCUCUUCCGUUGACACUUGAUGAGAUGUAUUAUGGGACGGCUUUCCAAUUUCUCAUUACACGGGAGCUAUUAUCCCGCAAGACAGAACAAGUCGAGAUCUAUGUCAGUGUACCUCCGGGUAUUCGAAGCGGAACUAGGAUUGUCUGUCCUCGCACAGGUCACCAGCGCAAGGACGGGACUCUUCAGGACGUAGUCUUCUUGGUUGAAGAGGUGCCUCAUGGUGGUUUCACUAGGGUGAAAGACGACCUGUUCGUGGACAUUUGCGUGCCAUGGGUGGAGACCCUCGCCGAGCAAGGGGCCGAUAUUUGUAUAGAUGGCAUGGAUGGGGAAGAGAUUAUAUUCGCACUGCCCUAUCCAAUCUACGACAAGUCUACGGAAGGGCAAUUACUGGUUAAAGGAGCGGGUAUGCCGAUUCGCGAAGGACGAAAGACAGUGGGACGCGGUGAUUUGAUUGUCCGAUGGCAGGUGGUGUUCUCGCACCCUAGCAGAUGGGAGAACCUUAAGAAAGCUCUGCGUAUCAAGGCAUAA